Molecule: messenger RNA, 1777 nt
Organism: Morus notabilis
Lineage: Eukaryota; Viridiplantae; Streptophyta; Magnoliopsida; Rosales; Moraceae
Exons: 2
Coding region: 215-1513 (432 amino acids)
Source: RefSeq, a predicted model, not a curated record
UUGAAAAAUAAAGGAAAUCCAAUUCAAUAAUUAAAAAAAUUCAAAUUGAAAAGUCCGAGGAGUAAUCUCAAAGCCACCCAAAAUCGCUCUCAUUCUCUAUCGUUGAAUGACUCCCCUUGUGGGGGAAACCUGCGAAUCCAAGAUCCGAGACCGACCGAGACUGGGGAAAAGGAAGAUACAAAUAUCAUGCUAAAGAGCGAGACCGUUACUAAAGAUGGCCAUGUAUUUCAGCAAGUGGAUUUCUUCCUAUAUCGAUUGGCGAAUGCUUUUCCUACUGAUUCCACCACUCUCUCUCCUCAUCUUCCUUUCUCUCUCUUCCUCCCCCACCAACCCUCUCUCCUCUUUCGCAGCCAUCCGAUCCAUCAUCCUCGGCCAACAAACCCUAACUCCCCAAAAUUCGGCCGGAUUUCCCGUUCUUCCGCCGCCGAAUCGUACCGAAUCGCGGGGGUGGAGGGAGAGGAAGGAGGAGUUGCUCAGAUCGAGGGUGGCGGUUUGCUUGGUUGGCGGCGCCAGGAGGUUCGAGCUCACUGGACCGUCGAUAGUGGAGAAGAUUCUGGAAGAGUAUCCGAAUUCUGACCUUUUUCUGCACAGUCCGUUGGACAAAAACGCGUUCAAGUUCUCGCUUCUGAAAACCGCGCCGAGAAUCGCCGCCGUACGGAUAUUCGAGCCCAAGCCCGUGACGGAGACCGAGUCCGAGCUCCGCGUCCUCACGGCGGCCAAUUCGCCUAAUGGCAUCCAGGGCCUUUUGCAAUAUUUUAACCUGGUAGAAGGAUGUUUAAAGCUAAUCCAAAAGUACCAAAAACAACACAAAUUCAAAUACGAUUGGAUAGUCCGAACCCGAGUAGAUGGAUACUGGAACGCACCGCUGCACCCGAGUAACUUCGUCCCGGGUCGGUACUUGGUCCCACCGGGGUCCACCUAUGGCGGGCUCAACGACCGCCUCGGAAUCGGAGACCUCAACACCUCCACAGUCGCCCUCUCACGCCUCUCCCUCAUCCCCGAGCUCGACUCGGCCGGAUUCCGUCAACUCAACUCGGAGACCGCCUUCCGAGCCCAACUCACCACCCGAAAAGUGUCGUACGUCGCGAAACGCCUCCCCUUCUGCGUCGUUUCCGACCGCAAGUACGAUUUCCCUCCGAGCCGGUUCGGCGUGCCGGUGGCGGCGCUGUCGAGCCGCGGGCCUCUGAGCGGUGCCAAGUGCCGGCCGUGCGCGCCGGUUUGCCGAGGGCAGUGCGUGGGCGACGUGAUGGCGGGGCUCUACAGGGGGUGGAGCUGGACGGAUUGGGCAAACGGGACGCUCGAGCUCUGCGACGCGCAUGGCGAGUGGGAAAGCGGUUGGGAGAAGAUGUUCGAUCGAGUCGCUGGGAAAAAGCUCGCGACUGAGAGGAAAAGAGGAGGAAGUUUGACGCUGAAGAAGUGUGUUGAUGAUUUUGAGAAAAUGAAGAGACGGUCGGGGAAUUGGGAGGCUCCUCGGCCGGAGAAGAUCUGUGGCAUGGGUUUGGAGUCCAAUUGAGUUGGUGGGGGAAUUUUUGUAGUUGUGGUUAUACUACUCUUACUCUAUGGGUGUCUUGUAAAUUAAAAAAUAGUUUUUUUAUGAAAAGAGUAAUCUUAAAUAUAGGAGAAAAAUAGUUUUGGAGAUGUUGGAUAUAAUAGUUCUUUGAAUUGCGAAUAUAACUUUUUUAUUUGUCGCUCUGAAGAAUUGUUAUGUAACUUGACAUGAGUUGUAAUAUACACAUAUUACCAACAGAAACAAGGAGAAAAUAACAGAGGUUGUUUG